Messenger RNA from Westerdykella ornata, 1606 nucleotides. RefSeq lists its product as uncharacterized. The record is from RefSeq and is a predicted model, not a curated record. Bases 47 to 1219 code for a protein of 390 amino acids. Lineage: Eukaryota; Fungi; Ascomycota; Dothideomycetes; Pleosporales; Sporormiaceae. The transcript has a single exon.
AUCUUUACUUCCCAUCCACGCUCAAUCAAUCCAUGGAUGCCCGCAGAUGUCGAAAUCUUUCCCGAAUGCGUCGCAACUGAAGUCGCUCCAUCUGCUGCGCGCCCUUCUCCGCGAGGCCAGCUAUCUACCCGACCCGACUGCGCGCAGCUAUUUCAGACGCUACAUCGUCGGCCGCUUCAAGGCAUAUCAACCGACCCAAAAUGCCACGUCCCUGGCCAAGGAGAACCGGCGCUCCGGUUUCAAGAGAAGACCCAUUACUGUGAUUGAGAGCCGUACGGCGGACAUGCAAAAGAAAGCCGAAAAAGGUCUCAACUAUCUGCGACGUGCCAACAUGGGCGAGAGGAGUUGCUUGCGAAAGGUCUUACUCCAUACCUAUGGGAGGAUUGGGCGACGCAGAUACGCAUUACUCGACGAUCUCAUCAAACCGGAGCCGCCAGUCAAUUCCGAGGCGCAGAAAGCAGACCCUGAAGAAUUGGCCCCGUUGCAGAAGCUGUACUACAGCGAUAGGCCUGUCCUCCGGCUUUUCGAUUCCCCCAAGAAAGUUUCAGAUCGCAAGGUAACUUUCAGCCUCUCGGCUCCAUAUUCCAGACUCCAGGCCGUCAUCACCGGCCAGGUGCAAAAGGGAGCAGCACUGCACGCAUUGUUGAGGAAGACGAAGCUGGAGACAGAUAUAUACAAUGUUUGGGAGCGCCCAAUGCCUAUCAAAAGAGCGCGGAAUAACAUCAAAAGGUGGUAUAAGGACACCAUGGAGAAGCUUCUGCCACCUCUGCCCAACGCCGAGUGGGACCAUCUCAAGGCGCUUGCUACUGGAGAAGCGCGCUGGAGCGGUAUCGUUCCAAGGAGAACACCAGCUAUAGCAUCCACACAAACAGACGAUCGGUUUGUGAGUUCGCAAGUCGCCAUUCAGCAAGCCAUAGCUCUGGAUAAACCAACCAAGGCCGACAAACGGGCGGAGUUGCAGUCCUCCACCGACAGUAUCACCGCCCGGACGAUGAGGAGAUUGUAUGCAGAAAUUCUUUCUUACUGCUGCAAGCUCGAAUGGGAUGAUACUCGCAGUGGCUGGGUUUCGCGAUGGGCUUCCACCGUUCCGCCGGUCUUCUCCUGCUCUGUGGAUGAUGCCCUGUUCUCUGGCGUGGAUGAGAAGGGACGGCAACCAAAACUGUCUGCUGCUCGCAACGCCGGUAAGCAAGUCGGAAACACCUCAGAGGCCAAUUCAUGAGCAGUUCAAUGGGUUCAACCGGAGAAAUAUUACGCCGUACCGAGGUUAAAGUUGCAGUCAUGUCACUUUCAACACCGGCAGGGCGCAUUUUCUUCGACGCAUGAACCGUUUAACGUCCCACUUUCGGAAUCAAUUAACUGAAAUCUCGACACCCCACAUUCACAAUGCCUUCCGAAGGUUACUCAAUUCGCCAUGCGACACGUGAGGGUAUGCUUACGAUACAUCCCCUGCCAUGCGUUAAACGCCGCUAAUAGACGCGCAAGACGUUCCCACCAUCUUGGGCCUGAUCCACGAGCUCGCCGCCUACGAGAACGCGACCGACUCUGUGAAGGCUACAGAAGAGCGGCUAGAGAAUACCCUCUCUUUCGCCGACAGCGCCUCGUCUCC